Messenger RNA from Mesorhabditis belari, 801 nucleotides. NCBI's taxonomy places the organism in Eukaryota, Metazoa, Nematoda, Chromadorea, Rhabditida, Rhabditidae. The record is from the annotation of a GenBank genome assembly.
AUGACCGCACCAAACACACCGAAUAUCACCCAUGAAUUGAUGUGCGGAGCAACGGCCGGUGUAGCCGUCGAUCUUGGCCUUUACCCACUCGACACUCUGAAGACUCGUCUUCAAAGUAAGCAGGGAUUCCGCGCGGCUGGUGGAUUCAGGAAUCUUUACAGAGGCAUGAGUUCGGUGGCUAUUGGAUCAGCCCCCGGUUCGGCGAUCUUCUUUGUAUCAUAUCGACAGGCACAAAAAAUGGGAAAUAACAGCAUUUUAAGCGAUAUUUUGGCUGCUUGUUUUGGUGAAAUGUGCGCAUGUCUCGUCCGAGUGCCAACCGAACUACUCAAGCAGAGAAUACAGGCAUCAAACGGAAAGUUGAAACUUAGCUCAGCAAUCAGAGAAAUUCGACAAACAAAUGGUUUCUUUGGAUUUUAUCGCGGAUUCACAAGCACGAUUGUAAGAGAGAUUCCCUUCGCCUUCAUCGAAUACCCACUAUGGGAAGCAAUGAAAAGAAGUUUUCAUCAAAAAAUGGAUCGUCACGCUUCACCCAUUGAAGGAGCUGCUUUCGGAAGUUUAGCAGGAUUAACAGCAGCCGCACUUACGACACCGCUUGAUGUUGCAAAGACUCGGAUAAUGUUGAAUAGAGCUACAUACACACCACGAAUUUUGGAGACUCUAUUUGAGAUUCAUCGAGAAGGAGGAGUUCGUGCGCUAUUUUCAGGAAUUGUGCCCAGGAUGUGUUGGAUGUCGAUUGGUGGAUUUGUAUUCUUUGGAGCUUACGAAACAGCAAAAUAUACACUCUCUUUGCCAAUUGAGUUU